AUGAGUGAGAGCAUCCGCCAAGUCAUAGAACUUAACCCAUCAUUGGUGCUCAAAGCUGUCCAACAGCUCGAGUUCGAGGACCGCCCGGUACCAGACUUGUUGGAGCCCUACGAUGUUUCCGUGCGGAUUGAAUAUACAGGGAUAUGCGGCAACGAUGUCCACUACUGGCAGCGCGGCCGAAUUGGCCAAUUCAUCCUCGAAAAGCCGAUGGUGCUAGGCCACGAGUCAGCCGGAGUAGUAGAGAAGGUCGGCUCCAAAGUGAAAUCACUAGCAGUGGGCGAUCAUGUUGCCCUAGAACCCGGAGUGCCCUGUCGGCGAUGCACGUUUUGCAAAGCGGGGAACUACAACCUGUGCAGCGAGAUGGCAUUUGCUGCUACUCCCCCCUUUGAUGGCACCUUGGCCAAGUAUUAUGUUUUGCCAGAGGACUUUUGCUACAAGCUCCCUACGAAUGUUAGCUUGCAAGAAGGCGCCGUUGUGGAACCCCUUAGUGUUGCAGUGCAUCUCGUUCGACAGGCCGCGCUGCAGCCAGGGCAGUCGGUAGUGGUAUUUGGUGCAGGACCCGUCGGCCUUUUGUGCUGUGCGGUGGCUCGAGCUUUUGGGGCUUCCAAGGUAAUUGUCGUUGAUGUGCAGCCUAAGCGAUUGGAAUUUGCCCGUGCCUAUGCGGCAACUGCUCAUUUUCUCCCGGGCGUGGAGACCUCUCCGGCGGAUAACGCUGUUCGGCUUCGAGAAGAGAACGAACUCGAAAUGGGCGCGGAUGUUGUCAUCGAGGCCUCCGGUGCAGAGCCAUCGGUCUACACAGGUAUCCAUAUCUUGAGACCUGGUGGAACGUAUGUUCAAGGAGGAAUGGGAAAGGAGGAAGUUAAGUUUCCAAUCACGGCGGCAUGCACGAAGGAGCUCAAUAUUCGGGGAAGUUUUCGAUAUUCGAGUGGCGAUUAUAAGCUCGCUAUUGAGCUAAUCGCGGCUGGGAAAAUCAACGUUAAGGCCCUGAUCACACAAGUUUUCAAGUUUGAGGAUGCACCGCGGGCGUUUGAGGAGGUGAAGUCAGGGAAAGGGAUUAAGACACUCAUUGCAGGCCCGGGAGUCUGA
This is a messenger RNA of Aspergillus oryzae RIB40, 1086 nucleotides long. Its product is annotated as NAD(P)-dependent alcohol dehydrogenase. The transcript has 3 exons. Gene Ontology annotation, biological process: D-sorbitol catabolic process. The coding region runs from base 1 to 1086 and encodes 361 amino acids. Gene Ontology annotation, molecular function: zinc ion binding; L-iditol 2-dehydrogenase (NAD+) activity. NCBI's taxonomy places the organism in Eukaryota, Fungi, Ascomycota, Eurotiomycetes, Eurotiales, Aspergillaceae. The record is from RefSeq and is a predicted model, not a curated record.